Eptesicus fuscus (big brown bat) is the source of this 1086-nucleotide messenger RNA. It is a transcript of the gene HSCB, whose product is annotated as HscB mitochondrial iron-sulfur cluster cochaperone. NCBI's taxonomy places the organism in Eukaryota, Metazoa, Chordata, Mammalia, Chiroptera, Vespertilionidae. The record is from RefSeq and is a predicted model, not a curated record. The transcript has 6 exons. Gene Ontology annotation, cellular component: mitochondrion. Gene Ontology annotation, biological process: protein complex oligomerization; [2Fe-2S] cluster assembly. The coding region runs from base 113 to 811 and encodes 232 amino acids. Gene Ontology annotation, molecular function: ATPase activator activity; protein-folding chaperone binding.
UCCAAGUUUUCCCCGAGUGAUCCGGCCCCUUCAGCUCUCCAUCCAAUCAGCAGCGUAGUCUUGUCCGCGGCUCUCGUCCGUUUUACCCCGGACAGGUUACGCCGCGGGCCAGAUGUGGGGCGGGAGGGCCGGGGCCUUGCCCCGGGUGUGGGGGUUGUGGCCGACCGGGGCCCUCGGAAGGAGACCGCUGAGCUGCAAUGCUCCGUCGCUAGCAGGAAGCAGCUCCCCCCAAUGUUGGAACUGCGGCGGCCCAGGGGGCCCCAUGCGGGAGGACGGGUUCUUCUGCCCCCAGUGCCGGGCGCUGCAGCCACCUGACCCCACUCGAGACCACUUCAGCCUUAUGGACUGCAAACGUUCCUUCAAUGUUGAUACCGCCAAGCUCCAGCAUAGGUACCAGCAACUACAGCGUCUUGUCCACCCAGAUUUCUUCGGCCAGAGGUCUCAGACUGAAAAGGACUUCUCGGAGAAGCAUUCGACCCUGGUGAAUGACGCCUACAAGACCCUUCUGGCGCCCCUGAGCAGGGGACUAUACCUUCUAAAGCUCCAUGGAGUGGAGAUUCCUGAAGGAACAGAUUAUAAAAUGGACAAUCAAUUCCUCAUGGAAAUAAUGGAUAUCAAUGAAAAACUCGCAGAAGCUCAAAGUGAAGCUGCCAUUAACGAGUUUGAAUCUAUUGUCAGAGCUAAACAGAAAGAAUUGACUGACAAUUUGAGCAGAGCUUUUGAACAAGGCUCCCUUGGACCUGAGAAGUCAUGCGAAGAUGCCUCAUCGCCACCAUCAGCACUCAUGACGACAACGACAAUGUCCAGAUGACCUAGUGAGUCAACAAAUAAUUAACAAGGAAGAAAGCAGACAGGGGGUAAAGGAGACUCAAGAGAUAGGCAAAUCUAACGCAAUGUUGAAUCGUGAUGCCAUCAACCCAACUAUAAAAAGACAUUUGGGGGCACUUGGAAAAAUAUGAAUACUGAAUAGAUGAUUUUGAAGUAGUAUUACUAAUUUUGUUAGGCACGAUAAUAGCAUUGUAAUUAUGUUUUUUGGAAAAGUAUUCGUUAGAGAUAAGCACUAAUGCAUUUAUAAAUAAAAUACGC